AAUCUGAUAGAAAUUUGCGAUUCCCUCUUUCAAAUUAUAAGUUAAUAUUUACAUGAUCCUUAAAUCACUAUAUCUCCAUCAUUCAGGGACCUAGAUCCAUACCACAACGUCCAUUUGAAGCAGCCGACGAGUCGGCCAUCGCAGUACCAGUCGCUUAGCCUUCCAGACCUAUGGCCAUACUGGCACCUUCAGUGACCACAAUCCGUCCAGAGGGAUGCUCUGAUUUAGCCCUUUUGUCGGUUGUCCCUAUUCCGACGGACGUCCGUACUAUAAUUGCACAGGCUGUUGACCAAUCUUUCCCCGACCUGGGAUCAGACUUGCUUGACAGUCUCCUUCAAGCCAUUGGUGGUCUUUUGUUUCACAUGUCUUCAGAGUCGGCUGCUACCUCCAUUCUUCACCAGUUGAUGGAGCGACUAUCUGAACUUCGGAAUGAAGUUUUGUUUGCUCAAAUUCUGACAACUGGAGCACCCUUGCCCGACUUGGACCAAAUAAGUCUGGAGGCUUCCUUGACCAAAAUCAAGGAAUCUAUUCAACAUGCGCCUGGCCGACUAGAAGGCCUUAACAAUGCCAAGGCAAAAAUAGAGGGAUCAAUCCAACAAAAAGAAGCAGAACUGAGGGCACUUUAUCAAGAAGAGUCUGUCCUGGAAGGCCACAUAAGCGACGAGCAACGCCUGAUUGAUCGGUACAAGACCAAUGCAGCCAACCUGGACCAGGAAUUAAAGAUUCACGCCCGAUCCAAACUCAUAAGGCAAUAUCAGUCGGCUGCCAAUAACAGGCGACUUUCCAGAACAGAAGACAAAUAGUCUCAGAUUAAACUUGUUCUAGGAUCUCUUUUGUAAAAUUUUGGAAACCUUGACUUAGUAAAUAAAUUUUUCUCCUUUUAUUAAGGAU
Andrographis paniculata is the source of this 891-nucleotide messenger RNA. RefSeq lists its product as uncharacterized. Bases 171 to 803 code for a protein of 210 amino acids. The record is from RefSeq and is a predicted model, not a curated record. The transcript has 2 exons. Lineage: Eukaryota; Viridiplantae; Streptophyta; Magnoliopsida; Lamiales; Acanthaceae.